Carcharodon carcharias (great white shark) is the source of this 1251-nucleotide messenger RNA. RefSeq names its product tetraspanin 9a (gene tspan9a). NCBI's taxonomy places the organism in Eukaryota, Metazoa, Chordata, Chondrichthyes, Lamniformes, Lamnidae. The transcript has 10 exons. The record is from RefSeq and is a predicted model, not a curated record. The coding region runs from base 286 to 1005 and encodes 239 amino acids. Gene Ontology annotation, cellular component: membrane.
GAGAGGAGGGGAGGGGAGCGGAGCGGGUGGAAGCAGCGGCCGGAACCCGGAGCCAGGAGCCGAAAGUCAGCAACUUCUCCCGUGGAAACAGGGGCUCCCAGCCCAGGGGGAAAAAAACCUGCUCCGGUGGAUCACACGAGAGUGGUUGUGAAAAGGCUGCAGGAUUGACAAAGUGCUAAAGUCUGGAAUUUGAUGCAAGUGGGAAUUCUCUGAAAUCAAGCCUGGUUGUAACAAGGCUGAGGGCACGUUAAAAAUCGACUUGGACUUGAAUUCCAGAAGUGCAGCAUGGCAAGAGGCUGUUUGUGUUGUCUGAAGUACUUGAUGUUUCUUUUCAACCUAAUAUUUUGGCUCUGUGGCUGUGGACUCCUGGGAGUGGGAAUAUGGCUGUCAGCAACACAGGGCAGCUUCGCCACCUUAGCGCCAAGCCUGCCUUCGCUCUCAGCUGCCAACCUGCUCAUUGCCAUUGGGACCAUUGUGAUGGUGGUUGGAUUUCUGGGAUGCCUUGGUGCCAUCAAGGAAAGCAAGUGCCUCCUUUUAAGUUUUUUCAUUGUCCUGCUGGUCAUUUUCUUCAUGGAGCUGAUACUCAUCAUCCUGUUCUUUGUGUACAGGACAGAGGUUGGAGAGUAUGCACGGGAGGAUCUAAAGAUGGGACUGAGAUUAUAUGGAUCAGAGGGGAACGUUGGCCUGACUAAUGCAUGGAACAUCAUUCAGACAGAAUAUGAGUGCUGUGGCGUUGAUAACUCCACUGAUUGGGAUGCAGUCCUGGGCAGUAAUAUUGUCCCUGACUCCUGCUGUCAGGAAUACAGCAAAGAAUGUGGAAAACAUAGUCCCAGCAAGUGGUUUGCGCCGGGUUGCUACAAUAAGAUUGAGACGUUGCUUGAGAAGCAGACAGCCGUCAUUGGCUCCAUUGUGAUAUCCAUCGUAGUGAUACAGAUUCUCGGUAUGGCUUUCUCGAUGAUUUUGUUUCAUCAAAUCUCCAGAAGUGGCAAAAAGUACAAAGCAUAAUCUUGGUUGGAUGAUGAGUCGAUGCCCUCCCAAUAUUGCAAAGUGUUCUUCAGAAGCUCAAAGCUUUGCCUGCCAGGCACAAUUCUAGUCAUCCUCUGCACUUGGAAACCUGCUCCUUGCACAGUUCAGGAGUGAUGAUUCCUUACCUUUUGCCAAAGAAAUGUAAAGCACUAACCACCAUCAGCUUCUCUCUGGCGACUCUGCAUUCACCCAAUCACACAACCCCCCCCACCGCCCACACACACC